GUGAAAUAUUCCACCUUAUCCGUUUUCUUGAGGCCGUCCCGGAGCCAAUUUUUCUUCAUUUCUAACCAUCUUCGCCGACAACGACCCGGCGGGCGUUACAUUAAGAAGCCCUUCCAGGACGUUUCCCGUUGAUCUACUACCGUCCUGAUUGCCGAGUCUUGUCGCAGCCGCAUCGAUGACGAGCACUUUCUCAUUUUUUAAGGCCGCCUCUAGGUGGUCGAAAAACCACAAAUUUUUUUUGACCAGUUUUGGUGUGUUAGCUGGUGGUGGUAGUUCCCUAAUUUAUGCACUUGAACAGUCAAUUCAUGCUUCUAAUGAUGCAGCUCAUGUGGCUAAACAAAAAUGGAAUCAUAACGGAUGGUUUGAUACUUUAGACCAUGCAAGUGUCCGCCGAGGCUGGGAAGUUUACAAAAAUGUUUGUGCAGCAUGUCAUAGCAUUGAAUACUUGGCAUAUCGUGAGUUAGUCGGAGUAUGUUUGACCGAAGAUGAAGCCAAAGCUGAAGCUGCGGAACAACUGAUUGAUGACGGACCUGAUGAAACCGGUGCCAUGUUCAAAAGACCUGGAAAAUUGUCGGAUUUGUUACCAAAACCUUAUCCAAAUGAAGAAGCUGCUCGUUAUGCUAAUGGUGGUGCAUACCCACCAGAUUUGACUUACAUUACACAAGCUAGAAUAGAUGGAGAGAAUUACAUCUUUGCUUUGUUAACUGGUUACAUGGAUCCACCCGCAGGAGUUACAUUAGCAGAAAAUCAACACUAUAAUCCAUACUUCCCUGGAGGUGCUAUUGGAAUGGCUCAAGCUUUGUAUGAUGAGAUUAUCGAAUAUAGUGAUGGAACUCCAGCUACACAGAGUCAGUGUGCGAAAGAUGUUAUCACAUUCUUAAAAUGGUGUGCAGAACCAGAACAUGAUACUAGAAAAUUAUUUGCCAUGAAAGCAUUUACUAUCUUAGGAGUGCUCAACUUGGUAGUUUGGUACCUGCAUAGACAUUAUUGGUCAGUGUUGAAGAAUCGAAAGAUUUUACGAAGCCCAUUGUUCAAAAAGUAAACGGUCCUAAGAUAGUAGUAAAACUUAUGAUAUUCAUUUUUGUUUAAACAUCCUAUGUUGAUUUUAUUGUUCAAGUUCUGUCUAAAAAUAUUCAAUUUUUAUAAGUUAACUUCUACAAUAAAAUUUGUGAAAUUGUUUAUCAAAAAACUAA
Messenger RNA from Rhopalosiphum maidis (corn leaf aphid), 1193 nucleotides. Its product is annotated as cytochrome c1, heme protein, mitochondrial-like. Gene Ontology annotation, biological process: mitochondrial electron transport, ubiquinol to cytochrome c. NCBI's taxonomy places the organism in Eukaryota, Metazoa, Arthropoda, Insecta, Hemiptera, Aphididae. The record is from RefSeq and is a predicted model, not a curated record. Gene Ontology annotation, molecular function: electron transfer activity; heme binding. The coding region runs from base 176 to 1042 and encodes 288 amino acids. The transcript is spliced from 7 exons.